CCGCUCCUCAUGUACGCCAACACGCCGAUCCCGCAGGAGGUUUUCAAGCCGGUCAAAAAGGUCUUUGACAAGGACGACAAGUAUGUCGGGGGCGGCCGUCAGGCUGACAUUGCGUGGGAUGCACUCGUCGCUGGUCACGACGCCGUCUGGAUAGAGGAUCCCGAGAAAUGGGGCCUCGGCGAGGGCAUCGUCGCGCCGUACGAUCAUCCAAACACGCCCACUCCAAAGCCGCAGCAGUUUUAUGUCAUCUCUAUCCUGCAUCAACUACACUGCCUCAACAUGAUCCGCUUUCAAUACUACCAAGAAGUGCACCGCGACUCGCGCAGGCUCUCCCGGGCUUCCUCUUCACUACCUUCUGCGGAGGAGGAGGAGGCUUUCAAGUGGAAGGUGCACGUCGAACACUGCUUUGAGUACUUGCGCCAGGGCAUCUCGUGCGGCGGCGACCUCGUCAUCGAGGGCAGCAGCCCGAUCAAGGUGGGCAGGGGCCACGCCACAUCCGUUACGGGUUGGGGCGUCGAGCACGAGUGCAUUGACUUUGAGCGCUUGAGGCAGUUCCAGAUCGACCAGGAGGCCAAGUAUAAUAUGACCUGGCAG
Messenger RNA from Microdochium trichocladiopsis, 594 nucleotides. RefSeq lists its product as uncharacterized. The annotation marks the transcript as partial. The record is from RefSeq and is a predicted model, not a curated record. Gene Ontology annotation, biological process: mycotoxin biosynthetic process. NCBI's taxonomy places the organism in Eukaryota, Fungi, Ascomycota, Sordariomycetes, Xylariales, Microdochiaceae. The transcript has 3 exons.